CGGUAUGGGGGGCAAACACAGCAGUUACAGCUGUAUGUGGUGCCUGGAACUGGCCCACCAUUAUUUGGCAGGGAAUAGCUUUCAAAAAUGAAGCUGAACUGGUGUGACUUGAAAAUGCUCCACACGUUCCAGUCCAAAGAGAAAGGCACCGACCAAACACUGGAACACUUGCGGAAGAAAUACAACACAGUGAUCAGAUGGGAACAGUAAAAGGCUUCACAGCAAAACUUGUACUAAGAGAUGACGCAACCCCAAAAUUCUGCGAAGCCAGAUCUGUUCCAUACUCCCUGAGACCAAAGGGGGAAGCGGAAAUCGAUCGCUUGCAGGAUACAGGGUCCUGACGAAAGUGGACAGAAGCGAAUGGGCCACACCCAUAGAUCCUAUUGUGAAGAAAGACGGGUCUGUUAGAAUGUGUGGGGACUUCAAGGUAACUGUGAAUUCAAUGUUGCAUGUGGACCAAUACCCCCUGCCACGCCUGGAUGACAUCUUUGCUGCACUAGCUGGUGGGAAACACUUCAGUAAAAUCGAUCUGAAACAGGCUUACCUGUAGCUACCGGUUGAAGAGAGCUCCAAACAGUACCUGACAAUAAACACACACAAAGGUCUAUACAGGUAUAACCACCUGGUUUUUGGCAUUGCAUCGGCCCCAGCCAUUUGGCAACGAACUAUUGACCAGAUUUUGCAAGGAAUCCCAGGAACCCAGUGUAUCCUGGAUGACCUGAUCAUAACAGGCUAACCUGGAAGAGGUCCUGAGAAGACUGAAAGAGUAUGGUGUCUACAGGCAAACUUACAGAAGUGUGAGUUCGUCAAAGACAAGAUUGUCUUCUGUGGACAUGAAAUCGACCGCAAUGGAUUGCACAAAACACAGGACAAAAUCGAGGCAGUGGUACAGGCACCACGACCACAAAAUAUCACAGAAGUGAGAUCUUUCACUGGACUGAUCAAUUACUACAGAAGAUUCCUCCCAAACCUUUCAGCAGUACUCCAGCCUCUAAAUCAGCUCCUGGAAAAGAAUAGGACAUGGCGGUGGACAGAACAGUGUGAAACUGCAUUUCUUGAAGCAAAACGGCUCAUCACAUCUGAACAGGUCCUGAUGCAUUACGACCCUGAACUGCCAGUGAAGUUGGCUUGUGAUGCGUCCCCUUAUGGCUGCGGGGCCGUCCUUUCACACACACUGAAAGAUGGGUCAGAGAGGCCAGUUGCAUUUGCGUCACGAACGUUGAAUGAUGCAGAGAAAAACUACUCACAAAUCGACAAAGAAGCACUGGCGCUAGUGUGGGGCGUCAAGACACUCCACGCAUACCUAUAUGGCAAGCGUUUCACUGGUUACGGAUCACCAGCCGUUGCUUUCCAUUGUCAGUCCAAAGAAAGGCAUUCUGGGAAUGCCAGCAGCCAGGUUACAGCGAUCCGCCUUGUUCCUUCCAGUCAUAUGAAUGCCAGCAGCCAGGUUACAACGAUAUGCCUUGUUCCUCCCAGUCAUAUGAAUGCCAGCAGCCAGGUUACAACGAUAUGCCUUGUUCCUCCCAGUCAUAUGUAUGACAGCAGCCAGGUUACAGCGAUACGCCUUGUUCCUCCCAGUCAUAUGAAUGCCAGCAGCCAGGUUACAGCGAUACGCCUUGUUCCUCCCAGUCAUAUGAAUGACAGCAGCCAGGUUACAGCGAUAUGCCUUGUUCCUCCCAGUCAUAUGUAUGACAGCAGCCAGGUUACAGCGAUAUGCCUUGUUCCUCCCAGUCAUAUGAAUGACAGCAGCCAGGUUACAGCGAUAUGCCUUGUUCCUCCCAGUCAUAUGUAUGACAGCAGCCAGGUUACAGCGAUAUGCCUUGUUCCUCCCAGUCAUAUGUAUGUCACUGAGUUUAAGCCGUCGUCCCUCCACACAAAUGCAGAUGGAUUAUCCAGACUGCCGUGUACAAGAGAAAGACAAAGGAGUGUGGAUGCAGUGGACAUUUUCCAUACCGCUCAGCUCGAGGCACUACCGGUCACAAGCACAGUUAUCAAACAGGGAACAAGGAAAGAUGUGACCUUGUCAAAAGUGUUCACCUACACCAUGUCAGGAUGGCCAGCUACAGGCAGAGAGGAGCUGACUCCGUAUUUCCAGCGGAGAAACGUAAUUACAACGUACCAAGGAUGUUUGAUGUGGGGAAUGAGAGUCAUGAUACCCCAGAAAUGCCAACAUCAGGUUUUGCAGCAACUACAAGAAGAUACAGAGCUGUGAAACCCUGUCUGCAGAUGAAGAGCAAUGGUUCCCAGUCCUGUUCCUGGGGUGCACAUUUUUAUUUUUGCCUUAGCUGAUUCAAAUGAUCAAGUCAUCAUCAAGCUUCAAGUGAUGCCUUGCAACUUGAGAUUUCUUCAAAACGAUUGCCUACAGUCACUGUGUAGGGCACUGCACAGUUGGGUGACCAGGGCCACCUGGUCUCGUGGGGGAUUUCAAGCAUCUGUGAAGGCUACCUGUGUCCUGCAUAACUUCAUGAUGAUGAACAGGAGGGGACCUGCAGCUCUCCACCAUGUGCCAGAGGAGAGAGACCACUGAAGCAAGAAGAGAGAGAGAGAGAGAGAAACUUAAGCACAGAGGAAGAGAGCGAGUGUGAUAGAGAGAGGAAGAGAGCGAGU
Messenger RNA from Salvelinus namaycush (lake trout), 2607 nucleotides. RefSeq lists its product as uncharacterized. NCBI's taxonomy places the organism in Eukaryota, Metazoa, Chordata, Actinopteri, Salmoniformes, Salmonidae. The record is from RefSeq and is a predicted model, not a curated record. The transcript is spliced from 3 exons. Bases 1094 to 2212 code for a protein of 372 amino acids.